This is a messenger RNA of Gongylonema pulchrum, 867 nucleotides long. The record is from the annotation of a GenBank genome assembly. Lineage: Eukaryota; Metazoa; Nematoda; Chromadorea; Rhabditida; Gongylonematidae.
GCUUCUCCCGCUGGUAGUUCAUCGGUAACGUUCAAUGCUCGAGGAUCGCUGACAAAAACAGUUCAUCUUGGUCCACGCACUUCGACAAAUGAACAGACUGCGCAGGCUCCGAAAUUCCCAGCUGCGGAAGCUCAGAGUGUCCGUUCUGCAAGCAUUCAAUCGGAAAGGGAGAAAUAUAUUGAGAUCAGACGUCGAAGAAAACAAGAAAAAGAAAACCGAUUGAGAUUGCUUGAUUUGCAACGCAGAAAAUCGGAUCUUAUGUCCAAAGAAAUCGAACAACAGAAAAUGAUACUGGAAAAAAUGAAGGAACCAAACAUCACUCCAGAAAAAAAGAAACACCUAUACAAGCUUUUCAAGAAGAUUGAAGCAUUUGUGACGAAAACUAAAGCCGAAAUAUCUGAGCUAAACGAGAAGCUGCUGAAAAUGAAUGCCGACAGCGAAGAGAAAGCAGCUGCUGACGCAGCAGUAGCAGAGGCUGGUGUUGGAAUAAAGCGUGUCGCUCGCAGUGAAGGGAAUGAAAUCACAUUAACAACGAAAAAACCACGGCUGCUGGAUUCAUCGAAAAUUUUGGAUAACCGAUCAAAAGUGGUUGCUGUUCGCGGUAUCAAACCGGGUGCAGAAAAUGACGUGAUUAUCCAUAUGGAACAUUUUGGAGAGUUGAUUGACAUGGAAUUUGGAGCGCCUGGUCAGGAUAAAAAAGUCACCGCUUACUUUACCUAUAAAAAACGACGCGAUGCUGAGCAGGUGGCAGAAGGAAGUGGAGUUAUACCCGAUGAAAAACGAAAACCGUCGGAACGUGUAACUCCGGCCGCUCUUUUGGCCACUUGUCCGCUUGAGGAGUCAGACGAUGAGGAGAACGAAGAUUGA